UUUUAAACUUUUUUUUUUUCCUUAUUUUCAUCAUUUAGUAAUAAAUAAUAAACGAUCUGGUACGUUAAUACAAGAUAUAAUAAUAGUUGGUUAUUUUAUUUUUUACAACACUUAUAAAAAUAUUAUGUGUAAUUAUUUAACCAGAUUUAUUUUUAUUAUGUCAUUUUAAACUAAAAUGCUUGUAAUUAACAUAAUUUAGUUACUCACUCUAUUUAUGAAAUUGAGUCGACUUUAUAAAAAAUGAAAUCUUCCUGUACAAUUAUUGUCCGUCAUAUGCCACCGGAAAUUACGGACGAGCACAAAGUUGAUUUCCUACAACACUUUGGUGCCCAGCACGUCAAGUUAUUAACAUCUAAAGCACAUAAAAGAUGCAUUGCAUAUGCCAGAUUCGAGUCGGAAGAUAUAGCAGAGGCUGUGAUUCAACGAUUGCAUCAAAGAGAGUUGUUCGGUCGGAGGUUGACUGUGGAAAUGUCUCCCACGGAUCUUGACGUCAAUCUCAUGGUAUGUCCUAAGCCGCCGCCACAGAUCGAAUGCAACAAUGAUGAUGUUAAAAAAUUGCAAGAAGCCUAUGUAAAAAAAUUAAACAGUUGGACCACGGGACUAAACUUUGAUUUACCGCCACCACAUCACCUGCGUUACUGUUAUCCCAGUCCUAAUCCUCAUAUAUUGUCAAAUAUAGCUCACGCAUUGACUAUUAACAACAAAUUUUACUACCAAGUACUUCAUUUGAUGAACCGCAUGAACUUGCCGGCGCCUUUUGACCAGGUGGAAGGCCAAAAACCAUAUGUUUUUCAGAAAAGUGAAACUGUGGAUUGUUAUACGACCAUGUAUGAGACCGACCCUGAAUUAUCCGAAUCCGAAAUGGAAAGUGAAGAAGACGAAGCGGAUAUAAAAGAUAAAGCUGUAGUUAAACCGUUGGAAUUAAAAAGGCCAAAGUCUAAGGGGUUAAAACCAAAACGGCUAAAGGUUGCUACUGGUUCAGUUCCAAAAAAAAGUAAAAUUGAGGUGUCUCAAGUUUUUGAUACAGUUGAGCGGGAAUCGCAUAAAAAAAUUGAACUUAAGGUUUCCUCGGAGUUAAAACCAGUGGAGGGGCCACCAGCCGAUACCGAAGGAGGGUUUGGAGUGAUAUAUUCAACAAAACCUCUAGAAGUUCAAGAAGACAAUACUGAAAAUCCAUCCGACGAUGAUGCAAUCACUGGCGAUUGCAUAAGCAUAGAAGAAUUGACUGCAAAUAGAUUAUCAAACAAAGACUUGAAAAAUUUACCUGUUUACAAGAAUUACCACCCCGGGGCUCCAUCUUGCAGAUUAUACGUGAAGAAUCUAGCCAAAACUGUUACAACCGAAGACUUGAAAUUCAUUUAUAAACGAUUUAUUACCUCCGAAGAACUUCAACCAGGAACAAUGUUUGAUGUACGGUUAAUGCAAGAAGGGCGGAUGAAAGGUCAAGCGUUCAUAACAAUGCCUCAAGUGAAAAAUGCUAGUCAAGCCCUGGACGAAACAAAUGGUUAUAUUUUAAAGGACAAGCCAAUGGUAGUACAGUUUGCUAGGUCGGCGACAGCAAAAUGACGUAGUUUAAUUAAUAAUAAUUGUAAACAUGUACAAAUAAUUAAAAAUAAAAUUGAAUUUUUACAGUUUAAA
Molecule: messenger RNA, 1638 nt
Organism: Adelges cooleyi (spruce gall adelgid)
Lineage: Eukaryota; Metazoa; Arthropoda; Insecta; Hemiptera; Adelgidae
Product: RNA-binding region-containing protein 3-like
Exons: 3
Coding region: 241-1566 (441 amino acids)
Biological process (GO): mRNA splicing, via spliceosome
Cellular component (GO): U12-type spliceosomal complex
Molecular function (GO): U12 snRNA binding; pre-mRNA intronic binding
Source: RefSeq, a predicted model, not a curated record